CGAAGACGGCCUCGAAUUGUUGGUGACUUGGCUGUUUUCUGUUUGGGAAGGGUUUUUUCUGUUUGGGAAAGAAUUUACCGAUUGUGACUCUUUAAAUAGAAGGUUUUCAUGGUUAGAUCAACCAGAUGUGAGUUGAAGUCGAUGGACAGCAGCAACGAAAACUGAUUUUUAAUUUGUUUUUAUCUGCGUGAGUUACCUUUGAGUUAAGAGAGAAGUGUCAUGCUUGUCGGUUCUGAACAACCAAAUUCUGCAAGUCAGCUUUCACAACUCAAGUUCACAAUCUUGAAGGCUACACUUAAGGAGCAGCCGGGAUGGUUCAGCAAAGGAGAUCCUUAUGUGAAACUUAUUGUUGAUGGCAAACAACCUUCAAAGAAAACAGAAGCUGUCCGUAAAACAUGGGAACCCAAGUGGGAUGAGGAGUUUACAGUCCUUGUCACACCAUACAGUCUUUUGGAACUGGAAGUCAGUAACAAAUUUUCACUGAAAAGUGAUGUACCUCUAGGAUCAGCAAAGAUUCUGUUAAAUGAUGUUCUACAUUCAAAUAACGGCAAAUUGCACAGGAGGCCUGCUGAUGGAGAUGUUCAGAGGCGACAUAGUCGACAGUCAUCAGGACGUCAGAGACCUGUUAGUACAGGAGCAUUAGCAACUACUACAACAGCAAACACUUCUCAGAAUUCAUCCCCUGCAGUGAGCAGCAGAAAUGGUGUUUCUGCAUCAACUCCCUCAGUUCCAAACCAACUUCAUCAUGGACCACCACCACCACCACCACCACCACUGCAAGCUGGAAGUAAUUCCAAUGCUGUACAGUCAAGACAGAGACAGGGAAAUGAGGAUCCACUUCCUCCUGGAUGGGAGCAGCGUGUUGAUCCUCAUAGCAGAAUAUACUACGUGGAUCACAAUACAAGGACAACUGCUUGGGAGAGACCUCAGCCUCUACCGUCAGGGUGGGAACGACGAACAGACUCUCGUGGAAGAACUUAUUAUGUAGAUCACAACACAAGAACAACCACAUGGCAACGACCAACAGCAGAAACUGUCAGAAACUUUGAAAAUUGGCAGAUGCAGAAUAGAGCUUUACUGAACACAGAAAGGCAGAAUUUCCAACAGAGAUUUCUUCUUCCAACAACCUGUGUACCUGAAGCAGAUCCUCUUGGACCCCUCCCAGCUGGCUGGGAGAAAAGAGUGGAACCCAAUGGACGAGUUUAUUUUGUCAACCAUAAUACAAGAGCUACUCAAUGGGAAGAUCCUCGCACUCAAGUUAUGGUUGGUUCAGACACACCACUCCCUAGUGGCUGGGAAAUGAGAUACACAAAUGAAGGAAUUCCUUACUUCGUGGACCACAACACUCGUACAACAACAUUUAGCGAUCCCAGAACAGGUGUUGCGCUCAGUAUUAAAGGUGCAGCUGGUGGUCCAGCUUAUGAAAGAAGCUUCAGAUGGAAACUUGGACAGUUCAGACAUCUUUGUCAGUCAAAUGCUCUUCCAAGUCAUAUUAAAAUCACAGUCAACAGAACCAACAUCUUUGAAGACUCAUUUCAGCAGGUGAUGCGGUAUCCUCCGCAUGAUUUGCGACGCAGGCUUUAUAUCAUCUUUAAAGGAGAAGAAGGGUUGGAUUAUGGUGGUGUCGCAAGGGAAUGGUUCUUCCUUCUUUCACAUGAAGUUCUUAACCCAAUGUACUGUUUAUUUGAAUAUGCCAACAAGAGCAACUACAGUCUUCAGAUCAACCCAGCAUCAUAUGUGAAUCCUGAUCACUUGCAGUACUUUAGGUUUAUUGGUCGUUUAAUAGCAAUGGCUCUUUAUCAUGGGAAAUUCAUUGACCGAGGAUUUACUCUUCCUUUCUACAAAAGAAUGUUAAAUAAAAAGCAAACCAUGAAAGACUUGGAAUCUAUUGAUCCUGAGUUUUACAACUCAUUAUUAUGGAUCAAGGAUAAUAACAUUGAAGAAUGUGGCCUGGACAUGGAAUUUGCAGUAGACAUGGAGCUACUCGGCAAAAUUACUUCACAUGACUUAAAGCCUAAUGGCUCCAAUAUAAAAGUCACAGAAGAAAACAAAGAGGAAUACUUGUCGCUUAUGACUCAGUGGCGGUUCAAUCGUGGAAUUGAGGAGCAAACCAAAGCUUUCUUAGAGGGAUUUAAUGAAGUUGUUCCUCUUUACUGGUUGCAGUACUUUGAUGAAAAAGAAAUGGAGUUGAUGCUUUGUGGAAUGCAAGAGAUUGAUGUUGAUGACUGGCAAGCAAACUCUGUGUAUCGUCAUUAUACCAGGAAUAGCAAACAAGUUACAUGGUUCUGGCAGGCUCUACGUUCUUUUGACAAUGAACAAAGAACUAGGUUGUUACAGUUUGUCACAGGCACAUGUCGUCUCCCUGUAGGAGGUUUUGCUGAGCUCAUGGGGAGCAAUGGACCACAAAAAUUUUGUAUAGAGAAGGUUGGGAAAGACACCUGGCUUCCACGCAGUCAUACGUGCUUUAACCGCCUGGAUUUGCCACCAUACAAGAGUUAUGAACAACUAGUUGAAAAGUUGACUUUUGCAAUUGAAGAAACUGAAGGUUUCGCUCAAGAGUAAUGCUGAUUAGAAGCUUUGUACAACAAUCAUUUUGUAUUCUAUUGGUUUAUUUUAACACUCAUUCAUCAUAACAUGCAAGUCUGGUUCAGUUAAAAAUGACACAACAGGAAGUAGUUGAACUUUUCUGAAAUUCAUUUAGUAUUAACAGUAAAUUUGGUAAAAUAGAGUGAUUAACUAUGUAGGGAGUAGCUCUUUCAACAACAAAAUGCUGACUCUGAUUCAUGCAGCUCUUGGUGGUUAAUUAAAGAUGUGAAUCAUCUCUCUUUUACAGUGCUCACUGCACCAAAAUGCAAAGGUAAGGAGAAGGUUAGAAAUUGGUUAUAUUUGCUCUUUUGGAUGUGCCUGAGAGGUUAAAAGUUUCAAUCAACCCUCAGUUUUUGAAGACUCUCUCUACUUAGAUGGCUAUUUAGUGGUCAAAUCCUCUUUGUAAUUGCCUUUGUUAAAUCUUGGCUCAUCUAACAAGGCAAAAAAUUGGUAGUGUGAAAGCUGCAGACAUAGAAUCUGUUUGAAUCAGGCAUAUUGUUUUUGAUAUGAUGAUAGUUAUCCUUCUUAAGGUUGCCCAAAAUAAUGGGUAAGUUUAAGUGGGACAAAGUAGAAUACCACCUUUCUUACAAGCCACCAUGUGUUGUGUGUUGCAUUUUCCUUGUCAGAGAACACUUUGUUUUUGUAGUGUGAUUACCUGGGCUGCCAUUUUUAACUGGACUUAAAGGCUUUUAAUAUAAAUACUAUAUUGGCCAUAUUUUUAACAACUAAAUGCUAGAUAUGGCCUAAAGGUGGCACCACUUGUGUGAAUAAAAAAGAGAUUAAAAUUAAGUAAAGUUUUGUGAGGGACGACUUCUGUAACAUUAAUUUGAGAGAUUGAAUUACAUGGACUUCUGGUGACUGAGAUACAAACAAUUGUUUUGACCAAAUUUACCCCAGUCAACUCUCCACAACUAUAUUUUGUAAAGUACUAGUAUCAAUUGCUGUAAUAAUUAAUUUGUAGUAUUAAAAUGCCAAGCGUUGUUGAGAUUUGUUUCAUGUGAAGAUGGAUAUGUUACCAUUCAAUGUAUUAUAUCACAGGUAACAUACCUUUAGUGGUUUAGGAUAAGGUUGAGGAAGGGGUGGGGGAGGGCUUGAUUUAUGAAAUUGUUCCAAUGAAGAUUUUAGCUUAGAUUUGUUUCACAGCAUGUGGCUGUUGUGUUGAUAUUUUUACAACACAAAGAAAACCUUCAAGUUGGGAGGGUUUCACAAAUAAAGCUCAUCCUGAUCUGUGAUGAGGGUCCCUCUGUCUCCCUUCCAUUACUUUGUCCUGAUAUACUUUCCAAAUGCAACUAAGACUUGUAAGAUGAUUAAAGCAACGAAUUAUUAUUAAAGGUAAAUUUCCUAAA
Molecule: messenger RNA, 3932 nt
Organism: Stylophora pistillata
Lineage: Eukaryota; Metazoa; Cnidaria; Anthozoa; Scleractinia; Pocilloporidae
Product: E3 ubiquitin-protein ligase Su(dx)
Biological process (GO): proteasome-mediated ubiquitin-dependent protein catabolic process; protein ubiquitination
Cellular component (GO): cytoplasm
Molecular function (GO): protein binding; ubiquitin protein ligase activity
Source: RefSeq, a predicted model, not a curated record